Lycium ferocissimum is the source of this 3583-nucleotide messenger RNA. Its product is annotated as putative pentatricopeptide repeat-containing protein At2g01510. Lineage: Eukaryota; Viridiplantae; Streptophyta; Magnoliopsida; Solanales; Solanaceae. The coding region runs from base 239 to 2680 and encodes 813 amino acids. The transcript has 2 exons. The record is from RefSeq and is a predicted model, not a curated record. Gene Ontology annotation, biological process: RNA modification. Gene Ontology annotation, molecular function: zinc ion binding; RNA binding; protein binding.
UACCUUAUACUAACAGAUAAUUUAUCAUACUUUUACAACGGUUACUUUGAAUAUUUCUUUGAGUUCUCUGCCCAUUUUCAUUUUCACAGUGACUAAUGGCCUUUACUGUUUAAGCGCCACUUAAUCUUUUUAAUUUUUCAACGUUUGUUAAUUGGCUGAAAGCAUCAGUGCAAGUCUGCUACCAAUGAUGGUUAGUUCCAAUUAAGAAAAUUCUAAAAAUUUAAUCUUUUCAGUUACAAUGGGAUAUUUAAGAGUUAGGAUGAUUCCCAAGAGAUUCUACUGUAGCCUCAUCAGUGACCUUAUUGCUGAUGUUGCAGUAGAUACCCGCAUGGUUAAAACAGGUUUUGACCCGGAAAUAUCUCGCUUUAACUUCCAACUGAAAGAUUUGGUAAGAGCGAAUCAAAUAGCAAAAGCACGUCAACUGUUUGAUAAAAUGCCUAGCAAAAACACUUGUUCUGUGAAUAUGAUGGUUUCGGGUUAUGUGAAGUCACGCAAUCUUCCUCUUGCUAGGGAUUUAUUCGAUAGCAUGAUCUCUCGUAAUGAAGUUUCAUGGACUACAAUGAUUGGUGGUUACUCUCAGAAUAAUCAGCCCGAUGAAGCGUUUAAUCUUUACAUGAAGAUGUGUAGGUCGGGGGUUAAGCCAGAUCAUAUCACCUUUGCAACUCUCUUAUCAGGUUUUGAUGAUACGACGACUUUAAAAGAAUUAGUUCAGAUUCAUGCCCAUAUCAUUAGAUUUGGAUUUAGUGCAAGUCUUAUUGUUUUCAACAGUCUGGUAGAUUCGUACUGCAAAAUUUGCUGCCUCGAUAUAGCGUCUCAACUCUUCAGUGAAAUGCCAACUAAAGAUUCAGUAAGCUUCAAUGUUAUGAUAACAGGGUACACAAAAUAUGGUUUUCGUGAAGAAGCAUUAAAGGUUUUUAUGCAAAUGCAGAGGAUGGGUUUUCAGCCUUCAGAUUUUACUUUUGCUGCAGUUCUAGGUCUGAGUGUUGGAUCAGACAAUGUUAUUUUUGGCCAACAAAUUCACGGACUUGCCAUCAAGGCCAGCUAUGUCUGGGACAUAUUUGUUGCUAAUGCAUUGCUUGAUUUCUACUCUAAGCAUGACUGUAUUGAUUUCGCGAAGAAUCUCUUUGAUGAGAUGCCCGAGUUAGAUGGUGUUUCGUAUAACAUAAUUAUCACAGGUUAUGCAUGGAAUGGGCAGUAUGAGAAAUCAUUUGAUCUCUUCAAAAGGCUACAGUGUACAUCAUUUGACAGAAAGAAUUUUCCUUUUGCCACGAUGUUGAGUGUAGCUGCGACAGAAGUAAAUUUAGCAACGGGAAGGCAAAUCCAUGCACAGGCAGUGGUGACAACAGCUGAUUCAGAAGUUCAAGUAGGAAAUGCCCUUGUUGACAUGUAUGCAAAGUGUGACAAAUUUGAGGAGGCCAACAGAAUAUUUGCAAAUCUGGCAUACAGAAGUUCUGUCCCAUGGACAGCCAUAAUCUCAAUAUAUGUUCAGAAGGGUUUUCAUGAGGAGGCACUCAAGAUGUUCAAGGAGAUGAAUAGAGAAAAUGUUCACGGUGACCAGGCAACUUUUGCUAGCACUUUAAAAGCUUCAGCUAAUUUGGCUUCAAUUUCUCUUGGGAAACAAUUACACUCAUCUGUGAUCAGACUGGGAUUGAUGUCUAGUGUUUUUUCUGGCAGUGUUCUUGUAGACAUGUAUGCAAAAUGCGGGUCCAUGAAAGAUGCAAUUGAAGUUUUCAAAGAGAUGCCUGAUAGGAAUAUAGUAUGUUGGAAUGCACUGAUCUCGGCAUAUGCUCAGAAUGGUGAUGCUGAGGCCACAUUUAGCUCCUUCAGGGAUAUGAUUGAAUCAGGUCUCUAUCCCGAUUCUGUUAGUUUUCUCAGUGUCCUAACUGCCUGCAGUCACCGUGGGCUUGUUGAAAAGGCACUAUGGUAUUUCAAUUCCAUGACUCAAGUAUAUAAUCUUGAUGCAAGGAGAGAACAUUAUGCAAAAAUGAUUGAUGUGUUAUGUAGAAGUGGACGAUUUAAUGAAGCAGAGAAUAUGAUUUUUGAAAUGCCAUUCGAGCCGGAUGAGAUCAUGUGGUCCUCAGUUUUAAACUCAUGCAGAAUUCAUAAGAAUCAAGAUCUUGCCAAAAAGGCUGCUGACCAACUUUUCAAGAUGAAUGCUCUCAGAGAUGCUGCUGCCUAUGUCAACAUGUCUAACAUAUAUGCAGAAGCAGGCAAGUGGGAAAAUGCGGCAAAAAUCAAGAAGGCUAUGAGGGAACGGGGAGUUAAAAAGGUCACUGCGUAUAGCUGGGUUGAAAUUGACCACAGAGUUCAUAUAUUCACUGCAAAUGAUAGAACCCAUCCACAAACUGAGCAGAUUAGAAGAAAAAUUGACUCAUUGGUUGAGCUAAUGGACAAGGAAGGAUACAAGCCUGAUACAAGUUGUACCCUUCAAAAUGUGGAUGAAGAAAUGAAAAUAGAAUCACUCAAAUAUCACAGUGAGAGGUUGGCCAUCGCCUUUGCAUUGAUUAGUACUCCAGAAGGAUCACCCAUUAUCGUUAUGAAAAACUUGCGAGCUUGCGUAGAUUGUCAUGCUGCAAUUAAAGUUAUCUCGAAACUUGUUGGAAGGGAGAUCACCGUGCGAGAUUCAAGUAGGUUCCAUCAUUUUAGAGAUGGAUUAUGUUCAUGUGAGGAUUACUGGUGAGAUAUGGAUGGAUGAUUCUCAGAUCAUUUAAUUCGGUUUGUCCUUUCCCUUCUCUAUAAUUGAAAGUCAUAAAAUAGGGAGAUUUUGGCAAUUUAUUCUUCGGGGUUAUGAUGACAAUUGGAAUUUCUGUAAGGGAUGGCUCAGCCCAAUUGCAGAUCUUAGAUUCAAAACUUGUGGUUGUGAACUAUUGCAAUUUUUAUCUCUCUAAGUUGGGCAUUUGUAACUAUUCAGAAUGAAACUGCAUGGAGAACCAAGUUCUACUUUCUCCAGAAGAACACUCCCAUUUUUCCAAGAGCUCACUGGUUUUCUCCCUGAACCACGAAUUACUAGUGAUUUCUACAAUAAGAACAUGAUUUUCUGUCUGGAGAGGGAGGGGUUCUGGUUUCUCUUCUUGGAAAUGUAAAAAUGACUUUGCCAAGUCUAUAUCAGUCUCAUCUUCAAGAUAGCUGGUUGGAAGAGCCUAAUUCUAAAAUGAGACUGGAGCUGGCAAGAGUUUAUAGUGGUACAUUUCUACCGCUUUGUAUUCAGCAAAGAUUCAGAAGAGGUGGUCAGUGGACACCUACCUUCGUGUAGGUAACUUUCCGAUUGUUUACUCUCUCAUUUCUAUCAUUGGACAAGAGUUGACAAGAGUAAUAUGCAUCUAUUCCAGUUUUUAUGAAGUAGACAACAAACUUGUUGUCUAUGGAGCAUACAUACAUCUAAAGAGAUGCAUAUGGAAAUGAGAUUGGUAUCGAUUUGAUUGCCACUAAAUCCUACUUGUCAACAUUUUUGGUCAAUAAUGUUUUCUCCUUUUAUUCCUGACAAUGUGUCCUCCCUCGAAAGGGUAAAAGGAUAGCACUUCGUAGUAAGUAAAAUAUGAAACCAGUGGAUUCAAGAUGUUAUUUGAUUUAGAGUUAGUAUUCU